Chaetomium fimeti is the source of this 1210-nucleotide messenger RNA. RefSeq lists its product as uncharacterized. The transcript has a single exon. NCBI's taxonomy places the organism in Eukaryota, Fungi, Ascomycota, Sordariomycetes, Sordariales, Chaetomiaceae. The coding region runs from base 491 to 1210 and encodes 239 amino acids. The record is from RefSeq and is a predicted model, not a curated record.
CGCAGGCCGCCAAGAUGGAGACCGCGCUGCUCAUCAUGUUCAAACAAACCAGACACCAACAACCACGACAGGGCAAAACACCCGACUGGUUUCACACGUUAGGCUCUCACCAAUGCCGGCACUGGCGGUAUUCUCCCGAGCCUUCGGUGGAGCGGAGGGGCAGGGCAUCGCGGGAGCAACCGCAGCCGGGCCAGGCCCGCGGAUGACUCCUCGGUUUGCUGGUACGGUUGGUACCGACAUGGCCACACGAAGGCUGCAGCUUUCCGCUCGCGGAACACGUCAACGAACGUUGCGGGGAGCAUGUGCCACGGGCAAACAAGGACGGGCCGUGCCAAGGCGGAGAGCGGUGAUCGGCUUUCGGCGGGUGAUGCCAGGAGAAAAGGGAGAUAAAUAGGUGGUUUGGCAACGUAACCGUCCUCUGAAACCGUUGUCUGUGACGAGAAAACAACAACCUACCCACCGAGACACCAAUACCACACCAAACAGAGACAUGGCUCCGACCCCCAACAACACGCAGUUCACAUACUCCCCCUCCUCCAUCAUGCCCCUUGACCACCCAACCGCGGCAUUGUCCGAACUCAUCCACACCCCCGCCCACGAGGAGACCACCGGGCACCAUCGCACCGCAUCCCGCAGCAGGAGCCACCGCCGCAAUCCCUACGAGGGCACCGGUCUUCUGGACGACGAACAAUUCUCCCGGCCCACGGACGCCCCUUCCCACGGACGACACCACCACACGGAAGGGACCCUCCCACUCCGGCUCGCGACCCCUAACGCUUUCAGCGGCAGCUCCUCCUCCUCCCGGCCCGCGGCAACCGUCUCCCAUCCCGAGGCGCACUGGGACGGCGGCCGGUACGAGUCAGCAGGGUCCGGCGUGAAGCGGCGGUACCGCGGCGCCUUCGCGGGGCAAGGGCCAUCGGAUCCCAACGCGGCGUCGGCGGGGUACACCGCAAAGGCCCAGGAGCGCGGGUCGACGACUACUGCCGCCGUGCUGGGCUCGGGGUCGGGCUCGUCGUCUUCCGGAAGGGGCGUCAGUUCUUCCGGGGGGCUGAGGCUGACGGAGGAGAAUGUGCGGCGCACGUCCAGCUUCUAUGAGUGCGUGAGGAGGGACAGCGCGGGACAGCGCGGUGAGUCGUCGGGGAGGAGGGCGUCGCUCCUGGCGACCCUGGAGGAGGCGGGCAGCAAAUUGAGUGGUGGUGCGCGGAGAUAG